Andrographis paniculata is the source of this 1169-nucleotide messenger RNA. RefSeq names its product vacuolar protein sorting-associated protein 24 homolog 1. The record is from RefSeq and is a predicted model, not a curated record. Gene Ontology annotation, cellular component: ESCRT III complex; multivesicular body. The transcript is spliced from 6 exons. Gene Ontology annotation, biological process: endosome transport via multivesicular body sorting pathway; protein transport; late endosome to vacuole transport. Bases 300 to 968 code for a protein of 222 amino acids. Lineage: Eukaryota; Viridiplantae; Streptophyta; Magnoliopsida; Lamiales; Acanthaceae.
UGAUCGUUGAUGCUGGGAAAACGUUGCAUUAAGCAAAUUUUCUCCUCACUCUGAUCAUAAACCCUAAUUUUUUAUUCCUUUCUAAAUUCCCAAUUUUAAUCGUCAUACCGCUUUAGAUCUUACUGGUUUAAAGGGCAUAUAUUCUUUCCUCAUCUUCUCCAUUUAUGCGAGUCCACUUUCUUCAAUUUCUUCUCACAAGAAACACGCGACUUUGUACUUGUUGAUCAACAGGGUGAAAGGACAGGAAAUUUUAGGGUUGGCGUGAUCAAGGAGAAUCUAUUUGUGCUACAGCUAUAAAAAUGGAGAAAGUGAUGAAUAUCUUGAAGCCCAAACCCAAUCCGCAGCAGUUGUUGAGAGAUUGGCAGCGUCGCCUCCGUCAGGAGUGCCGCAAUGUAGAGCGCCAAAUCCGAGAUAUCGAAAGAGAAGAGAAGAAUGUACAGAAAGCCAUCAAGGAGGCCGCCAAAAGAAACGACAUGGGUUCUGCUAAGGCACUUGCUAAAGAACUUGUGCGUUCUAGAAAAACUGUUAAUCGUCUCCAUGAAAACAAAGCACAGUUGAAUUCGAUUUCAAUGCAUCUUGGAGAAAGUGUAGCGGUUGCUCGAACUGUUGGACAUCUCUCGAAAAGUGCUGAAGUCAUGAAGCUUGUCAAUAAUCUUAUGAAAGCUCCACAAAUAGCUGUGACUAUGCAAGAAUUCAGUAAAGAAAUGACCAAGGCCGGUGUGAUUGAAGAGAUGGUGAAUGAUGCUGUAGAUGACGCGCUCGAUUCAGAAGACAUUGAAGAGGAAACAGAGGAAGAAAUCGACAAGGUACUGACAGCUAUUGCCGGAGAGACUGCUGCACAGCUUCCAGAAGCUAGAAGGAAUGAGAAACUAAAGCAGCCGGCUACAGCCGAAGAAGUCGAGGAAAAUGUCGACGAUGAGGAAGAGAUGGAAGCAAUACGAGCCCGUCUUGCCAAGGUUCGAUCUUAAUUUACUCCUUUGUUGCCAACCAAUCUACAAUGCUAUUAUUACGACAAAUUUAUGCAUCGUACACAAAAAUGCAUAAUCUUUGAAUCGAUGUGGUCGUGACAUGUUGUUGAGAUAAUUGUAUUAUUAAAUGUUUGAUGAUCGUAUCGUAUAGAUUUGGUGUGUGGCUGCUCGAUGAGGAGAGACUUAGGCUGCGUUUAGAUA